Molecule: messenger RNA, 663 nt
Organism: Acyrthosiphon pisum (pea aphid)
Lineage: Eukaryota; Metazoa; Arthropoda; Insecta; Hemiptera; Aphididae
Product: piggyBac transposable element-derived protein 4-like
Exons: 1
Coding region: 1-663 (220 amino acids)
Source: RefSeq, a predicted model, not a curated record
AUGAAAAUUCCAACUGGUAAUAAAGAUCGAUUUGUAAAAGUUCGUCCCAUGUUUGAUUGCGUUCUAAAAAGAUGUAGAGAACUAGUAAAAGAGCGUAACCUAUCAAUCGAUGAACAGAUUGUUCCAUUCACUGGCCAUUUAAAUGUGAAACAAUAUUGCAAGGGAAAACCAAAUCCGUGGGGCAUUAAAAUUUUCAUGUUGUGUGGCGCCAGUGGCGUAAUUUAUGAUUUUAUUAUCUAUCAAGGCAGCGAGACCGAAUUUUGUCCUCGAUUUAAAAAUAAAUUUGGUUUAGGCGCUUCAGUUGUUCUACAACUAACAGAACAUAUCGAAGAAAAUAAGCACUUUUUAUUCUUCGAUAAUUAUUUUGCUAGUUAUAAUUUGUUCGAAGUAUUGUUGCAACGGAAAAUAUUUGCAGCAUCAACCAUACGAGUGGAUAGAUUUUCAAAGCCCCCGUUUUUGAACGAUAAAGUGCUUGCUUCCACAGGGAAAGGGGCAACACAUGAAAUUCGCAAUGACGAAAAUACUAUCGCACUGUUAAAAUGGUAUGACAGUAAAUCGGUUCACAUUGCAUCAAAUUUUAUUGCAUCUGGAAAUGUAGACAAUGUCGAACACGGUGGGAUAAAAAAUCAAAAAAAUAUGAUACAGUUGAACGUCCAGAAGUAA